This is a messenger RNA of Paecilomyces variotii, 2622 nucleotides long. RefSeq lists its product as hypothetical. Gene Ontology annotation, cellular component: fungal-type vacuole membrane. The coding region runs from base 1 to 2622 and encodes 873 amino acids. The transcript has 5 exons. Lineage: Eukaryota; Fungi; Ascomycota; Eurotiomycetes; Eurotiales; Thermoascaceae. The record is from RefSeq and is a predicted model, not a curated record.
AUGACUGACGACGACGCAAACGCGCCCCUGCUGGACAGGGCGUCACGAUCACCCUCACCUCAGCGUUCUAUGAGGUCUAGUCGAUCUGGGCAUCAACAACAACCGAGUCCUUUCAUUCCAUCCACAGAAUCGACACCCCUCCUGCUACAUCACGACGAUGGAGCAUCCCGAUACGGUUCAGCACUUGAAGCAAGGUCCUCACCGCCAGCCUCGAGAGACUCUUCGCUUUGUCGAACGACCGACGAAUCCAAAGCUCACCGGCGGUUGCCAACAUAUCUAGCUAUAGCUGUCUUAAGUGCGACCAUCAUCGCCAUCCUCGUUCUUGUAUUUGUCACGCCGGCUGCCGUCAAGGAAUAUGCCGAACAAGCAGUUGUCUUCAAACCUACCAAUCUGUCCAUCCAUUCAUCUACUGCAGACGGCGUGAGGGCUAGAGUGCAGGGAGAUUUCGUUCUGGAUGCAUCUCGUGUGCGGAAGAAGUCUGUUCGAGACCUUGGUCGGUUUGGCACAUGGGUCGCAAGGGAAGUCAAAGCGGAUGAAUCCGAGGUGCAAGUCUACCUGCCCGAGUACGGUAACGUGCUUAUUGGAACCGCAUAUGUACCCUCCAUCAAGGCCAAUGUCAGAAAUGGUCAUGUCAAUCACAUCGACUUUCUCACCGAUUUGGUGGCUGGUGAUAUUGCCGGCAUUCGACCGAUUGCCAACGACUGGUUGGCGGGAAGGCUAGGUCAACUACGCUUCAAAGCGACCGCAGCUGUUACCCUAAGUUCGGGUCUGCUCAGUCUAGGCACUCAGGUUCUGUCUGAUGUCGUUACAUUUUCAGGCCGCGACCUGCCCCAGUUUCCGGAAUUCAAUAUCACGAAGCUUAAUGUCCAUGAGGCAAAGAUGCCUGGAAACAAACAAGCAAUGGCUGUUGAUGUCUCAGCCACUGUGCUGAAUAGUUAUCCGUUCAAGCUCACCGUCCCGCCUCUUGGUUUCGAUAUCUUGGUGCCGAAUUGCUCGCCAGGAGACCCAUAUAUCUUAGUGGCCGAUGCCAUCACAGAGACAGUCCAUAUUCAACCAAAACAACCUACCGCUCUUGACGUCAGUGGACUGAUCCAUAAUCUACCCGUCGAAUUGACCAAAGUGUGCCCAGGACAGAAGAGCUCUCCGCUGGAUUUGCUCGUGGCAAAUUAUAUCCAGGGCUUGGAGACAACCAUCUUUGUUCGCGGAGCGGAUUCUCCGUCAGACGAGACUCCCACUUGGAUAGUGGACCUAAUGAAAAGUGUUAUAGUACCUUUGCCAUUCGCGGGGCAUGCAUUUGACAACCUGAUCAAGAACUUUUCAAUGACGAAUGUGCAUUUUAGCCUUCCAGAUCCCCUAGCUGAGCCAGGGAGUCCUGAAGCUCAGCCGAAGAUAUCGGCCUUCGUCAAUGUCCUAAUCAAUUUGCCCGAGCAAAUGAAUUUUGCUGUGGAUAUACCCCGUGUGCGUGCUAAUGCGGAUGUCUUCUAUCAUGGAAACAAGCUUGGAUUUCUAGAUCUGAAGAAGUGGCAGCCUGCGAACGCUACCCGUCUUGAAGGUUCCGACGGGCCCCCUAGCCUGCUGGUAGUAUUCGAUAUCAAAGAUGCACCGCUCCACGUUACAGAUGAGGAUGUAUUCACCGAAGCUAUACAGGCUUUGAUCUUUGGAGGACAGCCUAUUUCCCUCAAGGUGGCUGCAGAUGUUGAUGCGGAGGUGAAGACGGCAUUGGGGCAGUUUCUGAUACGCAAGAUACCUGCUGAAGGCAAGAUCAAUGUGAAGCCUCCCUACGGUCAGUCUUUAUCUGACAUAAACCCCCGCGUCGAAUCCCUGAAACUUCUACACACGACGGAAACGUCUGUUCUAGUUCAGGCAAUGGUCAACUUCACGAACCCGACAAAGUAUGCGGCGAUGAUCCCCCUGGCUGACCUGCUCCUGUCAUACAAUGGAAUAGGAGUCGCACAUUUGAUUAUGCGAAACGUCUCUGUUGUUCCUGGAUCAAAUUCUGGUGUUCCUCUAGAACUCCUCUGGAAUCCAUUCGAUUCAAAUGGCACUGAUGGGAUAGCAGCUGGUAGAGACAUGCUGUCACAAUACGUUUCAGGAAUGAACACUACUGUGACGCUCCAGAGCCACGAGGGUACUAUACCUGCGCUACCGCAGCUUGGCCGAGCGUUUUCCGAAUUGCGACUAGAUCUUCAAGUUCCCAGGCUUCGGUUACCGGGUGCACCACGCGAUGACGAUGACGAUCCUGAUGCUGAUGAUGGACCCCAUUUCAUCAAGGAUGCAACGUUUCAUCUGUGGACUUCAACCGCUGUUUUUACGCUGCUCUCACCGUUCGCUGAGACCACUGUAUUUGUGACUUCGGUCGAUGCGGUAGCUUUCUACAACCAUACAGAAGCCCUUGCGAAGAUUCUUUAUCAACUUCCUUUUGCAGUUCCGCCCGGCGAGUCAGAGACUCCAAGGCUCCCUGUCGAUUUAAACGUGAAUGAUGCUGGUCUUGAUGUUUUGAAAAGAGCUCUGGGUGGUACACUACGGAUGGAUGCUCUUGCGAAGAUAGGCGUUAGGAUGGGGGAAUACCAGACAGUUAUAUUAUACAAGGGUAAAGGUAUUGGAGCGAAAGUCAGGAUAUAG